This is a messenger RNA of Aaosphaeria arxii CBS 175.79, 3511 nucleotides long. Its product is annotated as glycoside hydrolase family 2 protein. Gene Ontology annotation, cellular component: beta-galactosidase complex. The transcript is spliced from 3 exons. The record is from RefSeq and is a predicted model, not a curated record. Gene Ontology annotation, molecular function: carbohydrate binding; beta-galactosidase activity. Bases 318 to 3428 code for a protein of 1036 amino acids. Gene Ontology annotation, biological process: lactose catabolic process. NCBI's taxonomy places the organism in Eukaryota, Fungi, Ascomycota, Dothideomycetes, Pleosporales.
CCCAAACUUGCCUUGCCCAGUGUGCCAGUUCAAACUCCCCCAAACCCGCCCACUUCACUACGAGUUUAACUGUGGGGACCAAUACCAAUCGAUCACCUGAGCUCACCACACCUUUUCUGUAUGGCAAUCCUUGGCUCACACUUCGCUCUGUCGGGCGGGUUUCCCAAUAUGUCCAUAAUUCGGGACAACGCUUUUACACGUGGGGCAAUGGCAUGACGAAGCUUCUUUUCCGUAACAUCUUCCGCUCCUCAUAAAAGAAGCAGGAAAUAGCCAGCCACCAUUCUCUAAGAAAACAUUGCUCGGCCAGAACAUCAAUCAUGUCUUCUGUUUCUGGAACACAGCCGGCUGGCACCCCGGACUGGAACAAUCUUAAGGUUUUGCACAAAAACACGCUUCCACCGCGUACAUACUUCCAUCUGUACAAUGCCGAGGAAGAUGCUCUGAGCUACGACUCCAACAAAUCCAGAACGCACUCUCUGUCUGGCACGUGGAAAUUCCAACAUUCAUACUCGCCCUUCGAGGCCCCAGAAGGAUUCGAGUCUCCCUCUUUCGACAGUUCGUCAUGGAGCGACAUUGCCGUUCCUGGCAUGUGGCAAUUGCAGGGCUUUGGCAAAGGACCUGCAUACACCAAUGUCGUCUAUCCAAUUCCUGUCGAUCCACCCAAUGUCCCAUUUACUGACAAUGAGACUGGAUCCUACAUUAAGAGUUUCACUGUACCCAAAGAACUGAAGGACCACCAGAUCCGUCUGCGGUUCGAGGGUGUCGACUCUUCAUUCCAUGUUUGGGUCAAUGGAAAAGAGGUGGGUUACUCUCAGGGAAGCAGAAACCCUGACGAGUUUGACAUCACCUCUUUCGUGGACUUCGAUAAGGAGAAUACUCUCGCCGUUCGUGUCUAUCAGUGGUGUGAUGGAACUUGGAUCGAAGAUCAGGAUCAAUGGUGGGCCAAUGGAAUCUUCCGAGAUGUAUUCCUUGUUGGCUUCCCCCAGGAGGCACGCAUCGAAGAUCUCUUUGUGCAGACUCUCCUUGAUUCGGACUAUGUCAAUGCCGACCUGAAGGUUCGAGUCACGACCCAAGGAGCUGGAAAACUGCAAUUCAAAUUGCUUGAUGCACAGAAGAAGGAGGUUGCGUCAACAAGCAAAGAAGCCUCGAAUGAAUCGUCCACAGAGGUCACGAUUCAGGUCAAGGACCCUCGCAAAUGGACUGCUGAAUCACCUUACCUCUAUCACUUGGUCGUAUCAUUGGGCCCGAACCAGCACAUUGCUCAUCGUGUUGGCUUCCGACAAGUCGAAAUGAAAGAUGGCUUGAUCAAGGUCAAUGGAAAGCGCCUUGUAUUCCGAGGAGUCAACCGUCAUGAGCACCACCCCCAGUUCGGUCGCACAAUUCCCCUUGACUUCCUCAAGGCGGACCUUGUGACGAUGAAACGCCACAAUAUUAACGCCAUCCGAACAUCCCAUCAGUUGAACGAUCCGCGUUUGUUGGAGCUCACUGAUGAGAUGGGUUUCUGGGUCAUUGACGAGGCCGAUCUCGAAUGCCAUGGCUUCGAAUCAAUUGCUGAUGCCUCUUUGAAUGCCGAAGAGCGCGCCAUGCCUUUCCGUCAGCGUCAGUUGCUCACAAGAGAGAAAGCUGCCCAGUGGACGACCGACAACCCAGACUGGGAAGAGGCGUAUGUUGACCGGGCAAAGCAUCUUGUUAGGCGAGAUCAGCUUCAUCCCUCAGUUAUCAUCUGGAGUCUUGGUAACGAGGCGUUCUUCGGUCGCAACUUCAAAGCCAUGUACAAGUGGAUCAAAGAGUACGACAAUAGUAGACCCAUCCACUACGAGGCGGACAUAUUUGCCGAAACAAUGGACAUGUACUCUCGGAUGUAUCCUCCGAUUGACGAGAUUGUUACAUUUGCCAAAGACGAAACCAAAAAGAAGCCGCUGGUGCUCUGCGAGUUUAUCCAUGCCAUGGGCAACGGCCCCGGCAACAUCAAGGAGUACAUUGACGCGUUCUACAAAUACCCCACACUUCAAGGUGGAUUUGCUUGGGAAUGGGCUAACCAUGGUCUACUGACCAAAGACAAAGUGACCGGUGAAGAAUACUACGGUUACGGUGGAGAUUUCGGCGAGCUUAUUCAUGACUCUACAUUCGUCAUGGAUGGCUUGGUGAACUCUGACCAUACCCCCAAUGCUGGACUGAUAGAAUACAAAAAGGCUAUCGAGCCAGUGCAGCUACUUGAGGUAAAUGGUAGCAAGGCUAAGUUCAUUAACCGAUACGAUUUCAUCACCCUUGACCAUCUCAGCUGCCGCUUGUCAACCACUUCUGAUGGACAAAAGUCAAGCGAGCCCCGCUCCAUCGAAGUCCCAUCAGGUGUUGCUGCAGGCCAGACAUUUCAGCUUGACCUUCCCACCGACUCUGCCGGCCAGGGUCAAACAUUCGCAAACUUCUCAUUCCAACUUCAGGAGGCCACGCCAACCUUGGAAGCAGGUUUCGAAGUUGCCACAGCCCAGGUGGAGAUUGUGUCCUCUUCUGGAGUUAAGAAGAUCAGCAACGCCAGUUCUGCAAAGAUUAAUGUUGAGCAAUCACGCAAUACACUCUCAAUCAAGGGUUCAGCUUCGACAUGGACAUUCAAUACCCUCCAUGGAACAUUGACUUCAUGGAAGAAGAACUCCACGGAGAUCAUCUCCAAAGCACCAGUCAUCGACUUUUACCGCGCCCCAACCGACAACGACAUUCCUCAAGAUGGUUGGGACUGGAAAGACAAGCGACUGGACGCUGCCGAGCCUUCAACUAGGAAGGUGGAGUGGUCGCAGCCCAGCGAUAGUGAGAUUGUCGUUGUAGUCACACAGCGAGUAGCACCUCCGGUUCUGUCCUGGUCGAUCGACUGCACACUCACCUACCGCUUCCAUGCCGAUGGCUCCUUGGCUGUACAUGUCUCGGGCGCUCCAAAGGGAUUGAACCUCCCUCGCACGCUCCCCCGUGCUGGCCUGAUCUUGGAACUCCCCCAGCAAUGGCAAUCCGUUGAGUGGUUUGGCCGCGGCCCUGGCGAGUCAUACCGUGACAGCAAAUUGUCACAGCCCAUCGGAUCUUAUAGUGUCUCAUCGGUCGAUGACCUCCGGGUCGACUACGAAGUCCCCCAAGAAAGCUCAAACCGCACCGACACUCAGUGGCUCAAGUUGCAAAACGGCGAUAGUUCGCUCUUCGUCCAAUUCACUGAUGCUAAGGGCGAGCAGACGAAGCCUUUCGACUUCCAAGCAACCCAUUACCGCACGAAGGACGUGGCUGAUGCCAAGCAUCCCUACGAACUGAAGAAGCUGAAGAGGGAGGAGGUUGUCCUUAGAUUGGAUUUCGAACACCACGGCUUGGGCAGUGGAAGCUGUGGUCCCAGGACUCUGGAUGAGUACAGUCUCUUGACGAAGGACUUUGAAUUUAACAUCCUGCUCCAGUAAGCGGUUUUGAUGAUUUUGAGAUAUAUGAUCAGAUAUCUAGAUUAGACCAACACGAAUCUUGAUGAAUAUGAACUUUACGUUGG